Messenger RNA from Hemibagrus wyckioides, 2551 nucleotides. RefSeq names its product protein inhibitor of activated STAT, 4a (gene pias4a). Bases 94 to 1614 code for a protein of 506 amino acids. The transcript has 11 exons. Gene Ontology annotation, molecular function: transcription coregulator activity; zinc ion binding; SUMO ligase activity. Lineage: Eukaryota; Metazoa; Chordata; Actinopteri; Siluriformes; Bagridae. Gene Ontology annotation, biological process: protein sumoylation; regulation of transcription by RNA polymerase II. The record is from RefSeq and is a predicted model, not a curated record.
GGGUGAGCGGCACUCUUACAGAAGCGUUCCUGCGCUUUUCAUUGGUGCGCUGCCGCCUUUCCCCUUAGGCUCUCGCGGUGCUGCUUUGUGAAGAUGGCGGCCGAACUGGUAGAAGCGAUGAACAUGGUGAAGAGUUUCCGGGUGUCUGAUCUGCAGACACUGCUGGCCUCUAUGGGCCGCAGUAAAAGCGGGUUAAAGCAGGACUUGGUGGGCCGAGCUUUGAGACUGGUACAGACAGAAUACAGCCCGGAGCUGCUGAAGAACGUCCGGCAGCUCUAUGAAACACGCUUUCCCAAAGCCCCCGGGUGGUUGGCUGCCCGUCGCCCGGAGGGAAUACCAGCAGUGUCCUACCCAACAAUCAACUCGUCUCCACGAAACACAGCCCAGGGCACAGACUACCUCAAUGGCAUGCCCAAGCUGGCUGCUCCACCAGCAGCUGAAGUUAAAUUAGUGCCCUUGCCCUUCUACCACAACCUAGAAACAUUGUUGCCACCUACAGAGCUAAUUGCGCAGAAUAGUGAGAAACUACAGGAUAGUCAGUGUGUUUUUGAACUGACACAGAGCCAAAUAGACCAGAUCCGAAACUCCAGUGAACUUCGCCCGGGAGUUAAAUCAGUCCAGGUGGUCCUUAGAAUCUGUUACACUGACUCCAUUGGUGUUCAGGAGGAUCAGUACCCUCCCAAUAUUGCUGUCAAAGUGAAUCAGUCCUACUGUCAUGUUCCCGGUUAUUAUCCUUCCAAUAAACCAGGGGUGGAACCUCGUCGUCCUUGUCGCCCUAUAAACAUCACCCCCUGGCUUCAUCUUUCGACAGCCACCAACAGAGUCACCAUCACAUGGGGCAACUUUGGAAAGCGGUAUUCGGUGGCUGUGUACCUGGUGAGGGUCUUCACAUCUGCAGAGCUCUUUAACCAGCUCAAGCACUGCUCAGUGGAGAGUGCUGAGCGAUGUCGUGAACGCAUUCAAGACAAACUGCGUUUCGAUCCAGAGAGUGAGAUCGCCACUACAGGACUGAGAGUGUCUCUGAUCUGCCCACUGGUGAAGAUGCGUCUGGGAGUGCCGUGCCGGGCGCUCACCUGCGCUCACUUGCAGUGUUUCGAUGCCGUCUUCUUCUUGCAAAUGAACGAGAAGAAACCCACAUGGACCUGCCCUGUAUGUGAUAAACCUGCUCCCUUUGAGCUGCUCACCAUCGAUGGAUUGCUCUCCGAGAUCCUGAAGGAGACCGAAGAUGUGGAAGAGAUCGAGUAUUUGACUGAUGGCUCAUGGAGACCAAUCAGAGACGACAAAGAAAAAGACAGGGAGCGGGAAAAUAACCACACUCCGGAGUAUCCGGUUGUGGAUAUAUGCGUUCCUGAGACAAAUGGCCACUCCCCAGCACACAGUAGUACGAGCCAGACGGGACGAUCGGCAUCGGGAGGCCCAGCUGCAGGUACAGGUGGUGCCAGCGGACCUUCAGGUGGAGGCGCAGUGGUGGACCUUACGCUGGACGACUCAUCAGAUGAGGAAGAGGGUGGAGGGGGGGCAGGGGACAGCGAGGACACAGAAGACAGCCAGGACAGCCCAGCACCGAAGAGGGGCCGAUACGAUUACGACAAAGAUCUUGUCACUGCAUACUGAACCAGGCUGCAGAUACGGACAGAGGGAGAGGGGAUAUGGGUUCGGGUUUGAGCUCUAGAAAAAUCCCCUCAGUCCCAGCAUUUUCUCUCCUAAAAUGCGUUCCCCCAAAAUACUCAUAUAGACAUACAAACACAUGCACAAACUGUUGACCUCUGGAGCAGGUGGGUAUCCUCAUGACACCACUGGAAAUCCAUAGAUGCCCACUAAAGCCAUCCUCUGUCUUCUCCAUGGCGUCAUAAUACUGUUUUCUCCCUUUAAAUAACUAAGGAGGAGUUAUAAACCACCUUUGAUUCUUUCUCUUCCAUCUCCCCCACACGUUUUCACCCCAAACCACUUAGCCUCACAGUCACCAUAGGCAUUUUAGCUUUCACCAUAGACAAGUUCUGUGAGGAGAUGCUUAAAAAGAGUCGUCGUCAGCAAUAUAUGGUCAGAACCGCUAAUGGCAUAUACAGAGACAAGUUAAGUUUAAAUAAAAAUUAAGUUAGGCAUUAAAAUUUUUACAACGGAUAAUUAAUACAGAGGCAUUUUCAUUGGAUUUAAACAUAUUGAGGAUUCAAUAGCCGAAAUAUCAGCCGUCUCUGUAAUUUAUGCAUAGUUUGGUCAGAUUUGGAAGUUAAGGGUUUGGUUUUCAUAUUUAUUUGUGUCCCCCUGUAUUUUUCUUUUGUUCCAUGGAAAUUGACAACCUACCUCAGUCUAAAGGCAAACUUGACCACAACUUGAAAGUCUAGACAACAUGACUUGAUUUGUUUUUUGUUUUUGUUUUUGUAAACUCUAACACUGGAAAAAAAAAAAAAAAAAAGAAAAGUCAUUCGCUACAUAAUGUCAUGCCCUUAGAAAUCUCACUAAAACAGCCCUGGACUUUUCUCACAAGCAAUGGAUUUCCUAUCAGGCUUGCUCAAAGUCCUGAGUGCUGCGCUUUGCCUCCUAGCUGAAAUAA